AUGUUUUCUCUAUUUAAGUCUUAUUUUUCUAAUUCUGGAAAUACGAGAGAAUUGAGAAUUUUAAUUAUUGGUGAGGGCGGUUCAGGAAAAACAAGUUUAUUUAAUCUAAUAGCAAAUUAUCACAAUAAAAGUAAAUAUGAUAUAAUAAAUACACAAUAUUUAAUAAAUGGUAAUAAUGGUAACUGUUCACUUGGCUUUAAUACAAAAAAAAUAUGUGUAAAUAAAGGCAAUUUACAAAUAUAUGAUAUCGAAGGAACAGAAACCAAUACGAUAAAUAUUUAUGAUUGCUAUUAUGAUGAUACGGAUAUUAUAUUUUAUGUAAUUGAUGCAAAAUGUGAACUUAACAUAUUUAAAUUGAUUAUAUAUUUAUGUUACCUAUGUACAAAUGGAAUUAAUAGCAUAAAAAAAAAACAACAAAUGAAAAAGGAAACAGAAGAAUUCCAAGAUGGGGAAAAUACUGUAGAAGAUGAUAAGGGAUUUAUAAAACCAAUUAUUGUAUUGGCAAAUAAAUCAGAAGAAUUCUCAUAUUAUUCUUCACCUUGCAUAAACAAUUAUAUAAGAUCUUUAGAUAUAUAUGAUAAUGAAAAGUUUAAGAACUUUUUUUUAUCUGAUGAUAAUAUAUAUUUAAAUGAUUAUUUAUGUUUAUUAUAUAAAAGGGUAGUUGAAUUAUUUAUUGUAAAUAAUACUCCACUGGAAAAGUUUAUAUUAAAAGAAAAUGACGAAAAAAAUGAAAUUAAAAAGGAAACUAUGAUAAAUAAAUUCAAUAAAAUUAUAAAUGAUAUCAAACUUAAUAAUAAAAGUUUUAUAUCUAGUAAUGAAUUGGAAAAUAAUGAAAUAUUGUCAAACAUUAUGAAAGAUAUAAUUAAUAAACAAAUAAAUAAUUAUAAGCAUGUAUCAAUAGAAGUAUAUAAUAUUAGUGUAUUAAAAAAUAAAGGAGUAUAUGAUGUUAUUGAAACAAUUUUUUUAAAAUAUUGCGAAAAAGAUAUUAACACAAAUGAAACAAACAUUCAUGGUGUUGAUCCUAAUAAUGUAAAUAUAACCAAAAACAAUCAAAAUUAUAAAAGAUUAGAUGUAAAUACUUAUGUAACAUCAAAUUCACUUAUGAAUGGUAAUGUAAAUCAAACAAACGAAGCAUUAUUUGAAUAUAAAAAUAAUUUAAAUCACCAAAAACACACAUACGGAAAUGAUGCAUAUCAAAGUGGCCAUAUAAACACUCAAAAAUUUGAUACUAAAAAAGAGCUAGAUAUACAUCCCCAUAAUAGCAAAAGUAAUAAAUUAUCCAGUUUAUAUAAUGAAAAUAAUACAAAUGCUUAUAAUAGUGUAACAUAUUAUAGAAGUAAAACAAAAAAAAUAAAUUUUUAUGGAAACAAUAAAGAAUGUAUACUGUAUGAAAAUAAUAAACAUGCAGUUAACAUAUUUAUAGAACAUAUACAACAUACAUAUUUUGGAAAAAAUACAUAUGAAGAUAUUGCUGAUAGCAUAAAUUUUUUAAAUAUGAAAACUACAAAAUUAAAAGAUGAAAUGAUUGCACAUGAUGAAAAGGAUAAACAUGAAAAAAAUACAUGUUCAAAACAAUUACCGAAUUCUAGAAAUAAAGAUACUCCUAUUUGUGAGGAAAUGAAAACAACAGAUGAUGAAAACUUGGUUAUUCAUAAGGAAUAUACCAAAGACGAAUCAUUAUUUAGAGAAAAAAAAGAUAAUAUGGAGAACUAUACAAUUGAGAAACCUGAAAAUACAGAGGCAGAAAUUGAAGAAAUAAUGCCUUCUUUAAAUGACCCAAAAGAGGAAAAGAAAUGUAUUAGCAGUGUUGAAACUAUAGAUAUUAAAGAUGAUAAUGAUGAUACAUUGUAUGAUGAAAGCUCAAGGUUUUUAGAUGAAGAAAUAAAUAAAAAUGAUUAUAAGCAUUUGUCACAUGCUGAAACAAAAAAUGAAGCAGAUUUUCUCAAUGUAGGCAAUCAAAACAAUACUUCUAUUAAAAUGAAUAAUUUACAUUAUGAUGAUAAUAAAUUUGAUCAUAAACAAGAAAAAAAUAUAAAAAAUGAAAGAAUAAGCGAACCAUAUAAAGAAUCUUCGAGCUUCGAAAAUUGCACGAAUAUUACUUCAUACACUGAUUAUUCAUCAAAUGGAGAAAAUACUAGCAAUGAUUUUAUCCAUCAUCAGAAUGAAUUUAAAGAAAACUCAAAUAAGGGGAAGGACGGCCCAAAUUAUGUAUAUAAAUCAAAAAUUAAUAAAAAAAGAUAUUCAUGUAUCAAAAAAAAAACAAAAGAAACAAUUUUAUAUAAUGAAAAUUCCAAUGAUCCAGGGGCAUAUUCUAGUGACUCCCUUGACGAUCCAAAUUUGAUGAAUGUUAUGUGCAUUGAUUCGCUGAAAGAAAUUUAA
Molecule: messenger RNA, 2379 nt
Organism: Plasmodium vinckei vinckei
Lineage: Eukaryota; Apicomplexa; Aconoidasida; Haemosporida; Plasmodiidae
Product: conserved Plasmodium protein, unknown function
Exons: 1
Coding region: 1-2379 (792 amino acids)
Biological process (GO): protein localization to organelle; intracellular protein transport; Golgi to plasma membrane protein transport
Cellular component (GO): Golgi apparatus
Molecular function (GO): GTPase activity; GTP binding
Source: RefSeq, a predicted model, not a curated record